AAAAAGUUUUUCUGCUGUGAAACAUACCGACCUCCUCGCAAGCGACUUGUUUUGGACGCAAACGAACAUUAUUCAGGAUGAGUUCUUUUGCUCAUAAAAAGACAGAAGACGGUCUCACCAAUAAGUACCAUUAUAACUUGAAAAGACAAAUUGAAAAGGGGGAUCAAUUUUUAGUAUGUCGAAACGAGGAUCUUUGUAAAGAAACACAGGCACUCCUUCGCAAUGCCAAUGGCCAGAAGAUACACAAUCUGUUUAGAUUAGAUACGCUGAUGGUGAUGGACAAAUCUCUCCGAUCGUUUCACUCAAAAAGUGGCCAAAAGGGGCUUGAGAAACUUUUCAAGGCCUUUGAAGUGUUGGAGCUCGCCGCGUUAAACCUUUACAUCUACCCGUGGAGAAGAGAGUACAGACUUGUGAAGAUGUUUUCAGGUAUGUUCACCCAUUUAAUCAAACCAACGUUGACCCCUCAGCAAGCUAAAGAGCUUUUUGGUUUGCUCGGAUACGAGCCUUCGAGUAAUAACCAAGAAGAGGAGUUGGCAUUGAACUCCAAACCAGUUCCUGCUGAUUUCUUACUCAGCCUGGCCUGUGGUUUCUUUGUGGCUCGGAUGGAGUGCCAGCUGCUGCUUUCUGCCUCGGGCUCUGUGAACAGAGACGUGGAGUGGGUUCUGCAGCUAAUUAAGGAGAGGCAGGUGGGCCAUAGUCUUCAGCUAGCAUUAGAGAAUACUAACGUCAAGUCAGAAGCUGCUAGAGCAUCUGAUGACAUUGUGACAGGUGGAAUAGACAAUGAAGUGGAUCUGUACACUGCACAAGAUGCUUCUCAUGGAACGUCAAGCUCUUGUUCGCCACCUCACUCUCCUUAUAGCAAGUCUUUUCGCAGAGAUCCCUCACAAUCAGACAUUGGGAAUAAUGAUGAUGCAAUGUGGAGAAGAUCACUCAGCAUUAAUAACCCAGGUCCAGUAGAAAGCAUUGGUGAAGAUCAAUCUGAAAGUGAUGCACAAAGGCGAGCAGCAAAAGUCCCAUGCAAAUGUAUCACUCCAAAUGCUUUUUACAUCUACGAGUGUGAGCAGUGCAAAGACAUCCACAGUUCAUCGUGUAGCCAUCAUAAGGAGUGUACUAUCAAAGGGCAUACUUGUGUUCUGAGCAAAUACAAAGUUGAAGAUCUCAAUUUAACACAGGCUCAGCCAAAACCGAGCAGGGAAAAGUCUAAAGAUUCCAUGAAGACACAUAGUUGUGUGGCCGGUUCUACUUCCAAAUCUUUUUUAGUGUGCUACGACUGCCAAUUUAUACAUGAUCAUAACUGUGACUACAUUAAAAAAUGCAGUAUGAAUCACAACGUGCAACCCACAGGACAACUACAUCUCCCUCAAGAAGAUAGAGCAAAGGCCCCAAAUCAACAUACUUGUCUUACCGCCAAAACCGUUAUCUAUGCAAUCUGUCACACUUGUAACUAUGUCCAUGAUUGCAAAUGUGAAUAUUUGCAAAUAUGUAUGAAAUAUGUACAUCAUGUGGAGUACUCCAAGGAAAUGGGUGAUUCGGAAACAACUUGUGCACCAAUACCUUAUCAUCCCGGGUGUUGGAAAGGUAACCAUCGUGUACCUGAAAUCAUAUGCCUCACUUGUAAGGUCUUUCAUUUUCCUCUGUGUCAUGAUGGACAACAAUGCUCUAAACUACACAACAUACAAGUUGUUGGAACUGAGUGUGUCAUUUGCCACAGUUGUGAACUUUUCACUUUUUGCAGGUAUUGUGGUGCCCCCCAUUGCAAAUUGUGUUUCUAUAAAAACACCUUGUUAUGCAGAUGUGGAAAAUCUUUAGUUAGCUGUUCCGCUGUUUAGCUUGACCACGUCUGGUUGAAUUUUAAAGUCAAAAAUGAGCAAAAUGAGUCUAAAAUACUGAGGGAAACAAUGUAAUCUGUUCUCUUAUUUCUUUGAUAUCAGAAAUAUCUUAAAAGUUACAAAGUUCACUAAGAAUAAGUCUGACUCUGUAAAAAGUGUCUAUAAUUGUUUUUGUUAUUGGAUUGUGUGAUGGCCAGUCCAAUAUUUUAAUGUUGUGGAAGAUUAUGUUGUUGGGUCCUAGAUAACUAAGCAUUUUUAUGUGUAAAGGAAUAUACUGCCAUAUAAUUACGUAAUAACACAUUAUCUGUUAUUUUGAUAGAAUUACAAUAAAGAGACUGAAAGAGCA
Danio aesculapii is the source of this 2175-nucleotide messenger RNA. RefSeq names its product spermatogenesis associated 2-like (gene spata2l). The transcript has 3 exons. Lineage: Eukaryota; Metazoa; Chordata; Actinopteri; Cypriniformes; Danionidae. Gene Ontology annotation, cellular component: cytoplasm. The record is from RefSeq and is a predicted model, not a curated record. Bases 78 to 1829 code for a protein of 583 amino acids.